AUGGAGCAAAGGCACUCGGCACAGCUCGGUAACAACAUGCAACAAUGCGACCGGUGUGGACAUUUGAAACGGCAACAGAGAAUUCGUACAAAAGAGAAACCCUGCAAGUCCACUGUGUGCAAAAAGGCAUUUGAAUGCUCAUCACACCUUCGGAACCACCAGAGAACACACACGGGAGAGAAACCCUUCAGGUGCACUCAUUGUGAGAAAACAUUUGCAUGGUCAUCGGUUCUUCAAAUACACCAGAGAACACACACGGGAAUGAAACCCUUCCAGUGCACUCUUUGUGAGAAGGCAUUUGCAUAUUCACAUGCUCUUAAAAUACACCAGAGAACACACACGGGAGAGAAACCCUUCCAGUGCACUCUUUGUGAGAAGGCAUUUGCAUAUUCACAUGCUCUUAAAAUACACCAGAGAACACACACGGGAGAGAAACCCUUCCAGUGCACUCUUUGUGAGAAAGCAUUUGCAAAGUCAUCGGUUCUUAAAAUACACCAGAGAACACACACGGGAGAGAAACCCUUCCAGUGCACUGUGUGCAAAAAUGCAUUUGCAUGCUCAUCACACAUUCGGAACCACCAGAAAACACACACGGGAGAGAAACCCUUCCAGUGCACUCUUUGUGAGAAGGCAUUUUCACAGUCAUCUGCUCUUAAAAUACACCAGAGAACACACACGGGAGAGAAACCCUUCCAGUGCACUCUUUGUGAGAAGGCAUUUGCAUAUUCACCUGCUCUUAAAAUACACCAGAGAACACACACGGGAGAGAAACCCUUCCAGUGCACUCUUUGUGAGAAAGCAUUUGCAAAGUCAUCGGUUCUUAAAAUACACCAGAGAACACAUACGGGAGAGAAACCCUUCCAAUGCACUCUUUGUGAGAAAGCAUUUGCACAGUCAUCACACCUUAAAUUACACCAGAAAACACACACGGAAGAGAAACCCUUCCAAUGCACUGUUUGUGAGAAGGCAUAUUCACGGUCAUCCUCUUUUAAAAGACACCAGAGAACACACAAGCAUCAGAAGAUCCACAAGGAGUGGAGUCUAAAAUCUGUUUGUGAAAGUCAAAGUGCCGCAAUGAGCCCAUCACUCCUGAAACAAGAUCUGGAAGAAAAACCCAGCUUGGACACUUUGAAUGUUGUGAGUCGCUGCUGCUGCUGCGGCGUCCUGGCGUGA
Messenger RNA from Lethenteron reissneri (Far Eastern brook lamprey), 1173 nucleotides. Its product is annotated as gastrula zinc finger protein xLCGF3.1-like. Gene Ontology annotation, biological process: regulation of transcription by RNA polymerase II. NCBI's taxonomy places the organism in Eukaryota, Metazoa, Chordata, Hyperoartia, Petromyzontiformes, Petromyzontidae. Gene Ontology annotation, molecular function: RNA polymerase II cis-regulatory region sequence-specific DNA binding; DNA-binding transcription activator activity, RNA polymerase II-specific. Gene Ontology annotation, cellular component: nucleus. The record is from RefSeq and is a predicted model, not a curated record.